CAGCCAUCAGACGAACAAUCCCCGCAACGCGCAAGACGAUGUCCUCGAUACGCAAUGCAGUACACCGCCGCAAUCACAAAGAGCGUUCCCAGCCUCACGGGCGUGAGAAAUGGGGUCUCCUUGAGAAGCACAAGGACUACGCUCUUCGUGCAAAGGACCACAAGGAAAAGCAGAAGCGCUUGAAGAUCUUGAAAGAGAAAGCAGCAUUAGCGAACCCGGAUGAGUUCAGCUUCAGAAUGAUUUCGACCAGAACAAUAAAUGGGCAAAGAAUUGCGGAUCGAGGAAACAAAGCUCUAAGCACGGAUGUUGUCCGAAUUUUGAAGACACAAGAUGUGGGUUAUGUUAGGGUUAUGCUACAGAAGACAAGGAGGGAAAGAGAGAAGCUGGAAUCCGAGAUCCAAAUCUCCACAGAGGGAAGAAUAGUGCCGCUGAAAACUGGCACUGAGAACGGGGCAGAUGAGUUGGAAGAUGAGGAUGAAGAUGCAGAGAGAAGAGCCAAAAAAGUUGUGUUUGUCAACUCCGUAGACGAACAAAACGAAAUAUUGAACUUCGAUGAUGAAGAAAAAGACAAAGAAACUUCGCUUGUCUCGAAGAGGCUAUCAAGAAGUGAAUUGGAAAAAAAAUGUCAGGCAGAAAUAGCGGCGAGGCGAGCAACAAGGAAGCGAGCACAGCAACACGAAGUACGAAAAGCCCUUUUAGAGGCUGUUCGGAAGAAAGAAGAGAAACUUAUGCUUGCUGAGCAGGAGCUUGUACUGCAGCGUGCAAAGAUGAGCAAUUUGGUUGGUGGUAUCAACAAGCAUGGUCUCAAAUUCAGGAUUCGGGAACGCAAGAGAUGAAUCCGGCAAUGAACCCAGCACUGAACUCAGCAGUGAACCCAGCAGUCUUUGGCUGGAGCCAGAACACCAUUAAUACUAGGUUACAUUUUGCUCGGCAUACGCAUGGCACCGUCCAGCCUUAACACCGUGCCGUUAAGCAUUGAAUUCUCGAUGAUGUGCAUAACAAGACUCGAGAACUCCUCCGGCUUGCCAGCCCUUACUGGGAAUUCCAUUGUUCGCUCCAAACUCUUUCGCGCCCGCUCUGGCAUUAUUCGAGUCAUUGCGCUAUCAAACAAACUUGGUGCAAUGGUUACGGCGCGAAUACCGUGUCUUGCAAGAUCUCGGGCGAGUGGCAGAGUGAGCGCCGCUAUUGCACCCUUGGACGCGGAAUAAGCUACUUGCCCGGGCUGCCCGUCAAAGGCUGCUGAUGAUGAUAUCAUAAUCAAUACACCUCUUUCUCCAUCUUCAGUCAAGGGCUCGUUCUUGACCAUAUGUGGUACGCAAAGGCGUACUAGAUCCAGUGUUCCACGCAGGUUAACUUUAAGCACAAAGUCUAUUUGUUCAAUGGCUACAGGUUUCCCGGAACGCGCGUCGUAUAUCUGCGGGAUUCUGUUAGAAUGAGACGGGCGUGUAGUUGAGCGUACCAUUUCAAACUAGAACAAGAACAUAUACACAAAUAUCGAG
Molecule: messenger RNA, 1499 nt
Organism: Verruconis gallopava
Lineage: Eukaryota; Fungi; Ascomycota; Dothideomycetes; Venturiales; Sympoventuriaceae
Exons: 1
Coding region: 39-836 (265 amino acids)
Biological process (GO): rRNA processing
Cellular component (GO): small-subunit processome; nucleolus
Source: RefSeq, a predicted model, not a curated record